This is a messenger RNA of Emiliania huxleyi CCMP1516, 1007 nucleotides long. RefSeq lists its product as hypothetical. Gene Ontology annotation, cellular component: endoplasmic reticulum. NCBI's taxonomy places the organism in Eukaryota, Haptophyta, Isochrysidales, Noelaerhabdaceae. Gene Ontology annotation, biological process: peptidyl-proline hydroxylation to 4-hydroxy-L-proline. The record is from RefSeq and is a predicted model, not a curated record. The transcript is spliced from 8 exons. The coding region runs from base 147 to 863 and encodes 238 amino acids. Gene Ontology annotation, molecular function: procollagen-proline 4-dioxygenase activity; iron ion binding; L-ascorbic acid binding.
AUUGCGCGUGGACGUGCGGCGCGUGCAAGGAGCAUCGGUUCGAUCGGCCGCAGUGCGCGCGCGGGGUCAACGCCGAGCCCGCUGCGGUGCCGGGCUCAGUCGAUCGCAUCUUCGGGAGGAUCGCGGCGGAGCAGCCCGGCACGACGAUGCUAUCUCGCGAGCCGUGGGUGCUCCUCAUCGAGGAUUUCAUGACCUCCGACGAGGCUGCCGCAGCCCUCACGCCCGUCAGAGAGAGAGUCCUCACGAUGGCCAACCCUCGCCUGCAGGCCGACGAGAUCCUCAAGGCCGGGGCUCUAGCAGGCUCCGGCUUCGAGCGCUCUCAGGCGGGGGACGGCGUGCAGUCGGCCCGCACCUCUUCCACCGCGUGGUGCGAGUGCAAGGGCUCUUGCCUCCGAAACCCAACCGUGCAAGCGAUCGAGAAGCGCGUGUCGUCGUUGCUCGGCGGGAUACCGAUGGACAACGCGGAGCCGAUGCAGGUGCUGCGCUACGAGACGGGCCAGUACUACAGGGUGCACCACGACCAAAACUCUCCGCGCUCCUCUGCCUGGGGGCCUCGCAUGUUCACCGUCUUCAUGUACAUCGGCGACCACAACAGCUACACGGGCGGAGAGACCCACUUCCCGAGGCUUAACAUCACCAUCCCGGCCAAGAAGGGGGCCGCCUGCGUCUGGACCUCGGUGCUCGACUCGGACCCGUACCAGCGCGACGACCGCACGGACCACGAGUCGCUGCCAGUGACGUCCGGCGUCAAGUUCGGCGUCCACUGCGCCGAUCGCACAGGCACGCGCGUCAACUACUGGAUCCACAUGUACAAGUUCCGCUCCUUUUCCGGCGGCGUGUGCGACAACCAAGCCUACGUCUAAAACUGGCGCUGACUCGACGCUGCGUCCUCUCGUCCUAGGGCGGCACGACGGAGAGACGCCGGCGCCCGAGAGACACCCGAUUGUGUGUGAGACCCGCCGCGUGCCGGCCCGGGGCGAUCCCUCCAAAAAAGUGGAUAAAUAAAU